AUGUCUGAUUCUGAAUUGAAGAGAAAGUUCGAUGAGCUUAAAGAGGAAAAUGAUACUUUAGCACUUGGUAUUCAAAGAACUAGGAUGUCAAUUAAAAGAUUGAAACUAGAAUAUAGUGUAUUAUUAGAGAGACUUGAAGCUAGAUUGGAAGUUGAUCCGGAAUUGAAUUAUGAAAACCCAUUACCUACAUUAGAAUCGUUCAAGAAAGAAUUAUUAGCUAAACCAAUUAAGAAAGGCAAGAGUAAAACUCAAAAGGCUAAAGAUAGAGAUCCGAAUUUACCUAAAAGACCUACCAAUGCAUAUUUAUUAUUUUGCGAAGUCACUAAAGAGAAAAUAAGAGAAGCAGGUACCCAAGAUGUAACUAAAGGAUUAGCAGAAGCAUGGAAGAAAUUGAAUGAGGAAGAUAGAAAACCAUUUUAUAAAAUGUAUAAUGAUGAUAGAGAAAGGUAUAAGAAGGAGAUGGAUGAAUAUAUGAAGAAACAUAGUAAUCAUACGGGAGAAGAAGCUACUUUAAUAAAAGAUGAACCAGAUACAGAUGGUGAAACAUCGAGUACUAAUGUGAAAAUAGCAAGUAAAGAGAACAUUGAACUUGAUUUAGAUGAUGACGAAGAUGAAGAAAUUGGUGAAGAGGAAGAAGAAGAGGAAGAAGAAGAGGAGGAGGAAGAGGAGGAGGAAGAUGACGACGGAGUCGACAUCGAGGAAGAUGACAAUAGCAAUGAUAACGAACUCGAAGAAGACAAAAAGAAAACAGACAAAUCCAGAUAG
This is a messenger RNA of Tetrapisispora phaffii CBS 4417, 765 nucleotides long. It is a transcript of the gene NHP10, whose product is annotated as Nhp10p. The transcript has a single exon. NCBI's taxonomy places the organism in Eukaryota, Fungi, Ascomycota, Saccharomycetes, Saccharomycetales, Saccharomycetaceae. The record is from RefSeq and is a predicted model, not a curated record. The coding region runs from base 1 to 765 and encodes 254 amino acids.